UAUCAGCGUGAAGCGUAGUGGAGUGGAGAAGUAGCAGACAGACAGACAAGACAAGACAAGACACACAGCCUCCCCCAGGGAUCCCCACGGUCAAAUAGAUAAACGACUGUGUAGAUGGCUGCCAGAGAGGAGUAACUUAGGGAACGGAGCUGCAAACAUUACUUUCGUCAGCCACAAAGUGUCCGGGCAGCUAUUCAUAUUACAAUGGAGCAAGAAUUUGAAGCCAUUGAUUAUUCCAGGGGAUGGCAAAACAUUUACAACGAAAUCCGUAACCAAGCCAAUGAAUAUCCCUACAAUGUGGCAAAACUUCCUGUGAAUCGGAAUUUGAAUCGCUACAGAGAUGUUAGUCCAUAUGAUCACAGCCGGGUAAAACUUGAAAACUCUGAAAAUGACUACAUCAAUGCAAGUUUAGUAACGGUGGAAGAAGCCCAUAGAGCUUACAUUCUUUCUCAGGGACCUUUAAGGAACACUUGUGGUCACUUCUGGCUGAUGAUUUGGGAGCAGUGUUCCAAAGCUGUUAUAAUGCUGAACAGAAUAAUUGAAAAGGGAUCUGAAAAAUGUGCGCAAUACUGGCCAACUACGGAGGAACUACAAAUGUCUUUCACAGAUACGGGUUUUGUUGUCAGGCUACUUUCAGAGGAGGACCAUUCCUAUUUCACAAUCAGAGUGCUAAAAUUACAAAACAUAAAGACAGGGGAGUGGAGAUCAAUUUAUCACUUUCACUACACUGCAUGGCCGGAUUUUGGUGUUCCAGAAUCUCCCGCCUCCUUCCUCAACUUCCUUUUCAAGGUUCGGGAGUCUGGUUCACUGGACAUGGAGCACGGGCCCUCAGUUGUGCACUGCAGUGCUGGGAUUGGGCGAUCUGGGACCUUUGCCUUAGUGGACACCUGCCUGGUCUUGAUGGACCGGAGGAAUAAUCCAGCCUCAGUGGACAUACAGAAGGUUCUUCUGGACAUGAGGGAUUACCGCAUGGGCCUGAUCCAGACUCCUGACCAACUGCGCUUCUCGUACAUGGCCGUCAUCGAGGGAGCCAAACUCCUUGGGACCAACAGUUCAUCACAGGUCAAGCUGGGAGUGAGGACAAGUGAUUAUUUGGAGCCAGAUCUGCCUCCACCUCCACCUCCACCCAGACUGCACUUAAACAACAGCAGACCUUGCCAGGAGUCCCAGCCUACCUUAAAAGACCACAUGCCGUUGCUGGUAGAGAAGCCUCACAACCAAGACCACAGCGAGGCAGAGAGCACUGGACAUGUGAAGAAGCGACACCGCGAAGAGAGGAUUGCCAGCACCUCACAGAAGGUCCAGCAGAUGAAACAGAGACUGACCGACUCGGAGAGAAAAAAAGAGAAGUGGCAGUACUGGAGACCCAUUCUGCUUAAUGUCGGUGCUGGUGCCGCAAUGGCUUUUGGUCUGCUGGUGUGCUGGAUGUAUUCCUCCCAGUGAGCCUCUCUCACUCACUUCGAACUGACUCUUAUUUUGCACCAGUACCUGAGAUUAGGUACUAUCAAAGUAGAUUUAGAGGGUAUUUAUUUCUUAAGGUCACAAUGCGGGAGCGCUAGAUCAAAUGACUCUGUAUAUUUUUAAUAAAUCUAAACAAAAUUAGUAACAUCUCAGGAUCUUGGUGCCAGCAUGAGGAUUUUCUUUCCUUGUCUAUGAAUGUACUGUAUCAUUUCAUGGAAAAUUGGUAUGAAAUGUGCAGUACAAAAGGUUUUUUUUUUUUUUUUACUUUUUUCAUUCUUUAUUUACAAUGGUCAGAUGUGUGCAACCCAUCCUUAGUCACAUCUUUACAUUUAUAAAUUCAAAACUGCUUUCCAGGAAUUUGAUACUUGAGUGUGGGACUUUCUUUCCACUCCCCCAUCCCCUGUUGAAUUUCAUAAAUGCGUUAUUUGUGAAAUGCGCCACUUGUUCUUCCAUUCACAUUCAGCAGGGCAUCCCAAAAUGGAUUGAGUUUAUAUUUUUUAGAUGACUGGACACUCGGAAAGCUGCCUUGCUUCUGUUUUCAUUUGAGGAAAAAGUUUUGUUCAAUUAUAUGAGUGAACGUUUAGCUUUCAUGUCCUUUAUUCGGAUCUGACAAAUAGUCAGGUCCUUCACCUCAUGGUGCACAUACUGACCCACUGGAUGGGUUCAUUUUUGUGUCAUUACACAUUAUCCCACUUAUUACUCUUUAAGGAAACCAAAGCCAACCUGUUUAUUUUCUCGAUCUUUUUUUUUUUUUUUAAACUCUUAUUAGGUGGAAUGUAUAUAUGGCGGAGGUCUGAUACAACUGACUCCUAUUCCUAGUUGCACCUUGGUGUUGCAUGUAACCGCAUUGGUUUGCAACUGAGUGGGACCAAGCUUUAUUAGUUGGAAGUGCAUGACGGAAUAUUAUUCUGUGAGCAAAUGCAAGAGUGUGUGUGUUUGCUAUUUGAGGAUGUGCCUUCAUGUGAUUUGAAAUGGAACUGUGCUAACAGGUUUCCUGCAAGCUCAGCAUCGGUUACGUGAGAUUUUAUACCCCCUUAACAAAAAAGAUAUUUGCAGUGUCCUAACUGCCCAAGGGUUUUGUCAAUUCUGUCAUAAGUAUGGUCUGAUUUGAUUUGGAUGUCUUGGUGUUGACUGACUGCAUGGCGGCUUAUUCUUCUGUGAGCAAAUGCAAGUCUGUGUUUGCUAUUUGAGGAUGUGCCUUCAUGUGAUUUUAAAUGGAACAAAUGUGUGCUACCAGGUUUCCUGCCAGCUCAACAUCAAAGUUCAUGUGAGAUUUGACCCCCCCCCCCUCCACCUUUAACAAAAAAAGAUAUUUGCAGUGUGCUAACUGACCAAGGGUUUUGCCAAUUCUGUCAUAAGUAUGGUGUGAUUUCGCUUGGAUGUUGACUGACUAGUUCACUGUCUGGCUUUUAUCCGUUUUUCAUUGAACCCAUAAACAUUUUUAUUCAUGG
Molecule: messenger RNA, 2912 nt
Organism: Phycodurus eques (leafy seadragon)
Lineage: Eukaryota; Metazoa; Chordata; Actinopteri; Syngnathiformes; Syngnathidae
Gene: ptpn2a
Product: protein tyrosine phosphatase non-receptor type 2a
Exons: 9
Coding region: 205-1443 (412 amino acids)
Biological process (GO): protein dephosphorylation
Molecular function (GO): protein tyrosine phosphatase activity
Source: RefSeq, a predicted model, not a curated record